UCGUGGCUCGAGCCUUGCUUCUUCGUUCACGCGAUGACGUUUCAGAUAUUCUUUUGACUUCAAACUGAGAAGUAGUUGUCAUUAGGAGCUUAUCUAUUAACCUUUUUUAUUAGCUUACCACAAACGCAACAGCACUUGCGGAAUUAAUUCGCGAGCCGUCAGGAAAAGCAGUGCAAUCAUUAUCGACAAUUGUGUUAUUGUUGUUCGCAAGUGAGGGGUGAAACGGAACAUUUGCGAAAAUUAUUAUUUUACUGGAACGGAUGUACGAGCAUUACAAGAAUUGCGCCCGCUGUGAUAGAGCAACAGUUUGUGUGUGACGAAUUCUGAUAUAAAGACACUCGAAAGACUGGAAAACUGUCACGCGUUCGAAGCUGAUGCACGUUGUUCAGAUAACAGAGAGAGUACAAGCGACAGAUUUUGAGAGAUUCGCGUUGAUUGAUUAGUAAAAUUUUCGUUUAGUCUCUUGUUUAACUGUAUUAUCAAUAUUAGUUUUAGUUUUGAAUAAAGUGAAGCUUUGGUUAUUAGGGUUUAGCCGCAAUUUAGUAGCAACGUAGUUUGUUGGGAUUCAGUAAAUCGUGAUUUUUUGUUUAUGCUUAUUGUUAAACAUCGUUGUACUUUUUAUCAUCGAUUCUAUACGCUGUUCAGCUUUAUGCAUCCUUGCAAUCGUGUAAUCUUGCGAUCGAUCGCGCUUUAUUAUCGGGAAAUGCUUUAAAUGUGCCUUGUAAUUUUGCAAUCGGUAAUGGAACAGAAGCCAGUUUCUUCACCAACGACAGUCCCAAGUGGUGUCAUAGUUCAGAGUUGUGCUCAGGUAGACGAUGGUAGUAGCAUACUGGGGGGUAUUAGCACUAGCGUAGGUAGUAUUUCUGACAGCAAUCUUAGCUCGACAACCGCUAUCCACAAGCCAAAUAUCACAUCAUCAGCUGCCGGUUCCACAACGGCUACACCAGUGAAGGCAGCAUCCGGUGCUCUAACGACGUCUUCAUCGGUUACAUCCUGCAUUCCCAGCCCGAUUUUGAGUCCUCCUAGGAAGGUGUGGGGUCGUAACAAUAACGGUACAAUGGUAGAAACAUCCACCCCGUCCAAUGAAGCUGAACUUCAACUGUAUCGUGUCCUUCAAAGGGCUAGUUUGCUCAACUAUUAUGACACUUUACUUGAAAUGGGAGGAGACGAUUUGCAGCAGUUGUGUGAGGCAUGUGAAGAAGAAUUUCUCGAAAUCAUGGCAUUAGUAGGAAUGGCGUCCAAGCCGUUGCAUGUGCGACGUCUACAAAAAGCUUUACAGGAAUGGGUCACCAAUCCUUCAGCUUUUCAGAGUCCUUUGACCAAUCUGGAUACUCCAUCCCGGUUAACCUACAGUCCGGGUCCAGGAUCGAUAGCUCGAAGUGUUGGCAGUUAUGCUGCAUCUUCGAUAGCUCCUACAUCCAGCUUCAUUGCAAAUCCAUCAUCCAGUACAAACAUUCAACCGUCUUCGUUAGGUCAUCUGGCGACUAGUCUUAGUAGUAGUAUUAGUAGUAACGUGGUUAGUGCUAUCGGUUCCACUACGGCGAGUUCAUUGCAAUUGACACCCUGCCUAACUGAAGACCAAAUCACUAAAAUUAUACAAGCGGCCGAACGGCUUUCUAGAACAAUUCCUCGUCACCUAGAGCCGCGACAGCAAAACAUAAAAAAACGAACCACACGUGACCUGGAGCAGGUGAUAGCAAUGAACGAAAACGAUCCGCGUCGAAUGGAAGAAAUUCGAAAAUACUCCGCUAUCUACGGUCGCUUUGAUUGCAAACGGCGACCUGAGAAACCUCUGACUCUUCACGAGGUAUGCGUAAACGAAGCCGCCGCUCAAAUUUGCAAAUACGUUCCAGCUUUACUCACCCGACGUGAUGAGCUUUUUCCCUUGGCGCGACAGGUUGUGAAAGAGUGCGGCUUUGGGCAUUCUGCCAGUAUACGACUAACAGGAUUAUGUCAUACACAAACCAGCCGGCAUGACGAGUUGGAAACGUCACAACAGAUGAAAAGAGCUCGACUGUCCAGUGAUACCAGUUCCGAUCUCGGAAAGGAAAAUUCAGACGACAACAGAGAUCUUUCCAGCACUUCACUGUAUCAGCAGAUGGGUGACAAACCAUUCGACCUGACCGAUUCAAGUAAAUUUUCGUUUACCAGAUCCGAAUUUGAUGACGCAGAUUCUCGAUUUAGUUUUAGCAAUUCAAGUUCGUCACCAGUUCAAGCUGGAAAUGGAAUCGACCGAGAUUUGAACGACCACGAAUUUCCGGAUAAUCUCAGACACACCGCAAGAUCGCUUAUCGCCCACGACAGCUCUCUCGGAGUCCAAGUAAUAUCGUCAUCCGGUGGUCAUAUUAUCGCCGUUGCCAAUCCAGCUCUAGCGCUGAGUCCAGCUUUAAGUGAAGCCAUUACCAUCAAGCGAGAGGCAAUUUCGCCCGAUUUAUAACAACUCACCAAGAUUACAUGCAAAUGCUAGUUGUAUGCUUUAAUCGUAAAUCCUGAGUUGAAUCUACAGUGCAGUUUUUAUUCGCUGCUUUCUCGUUCCCAAUUUGGUAAAAUUGAAAUUAUGCAUUUGUUUAAACUAUUUGCAAAUUAGUUUCGGUUCCAUAGUUGGCACUCUCUGCUAAGAAAUAUAAGUCUAUUAUUGGAGAACAUUAGAAGAUUGACGAUUUGUAAUAUAACAUAUGAGUUUCUAAUAACCCCUUCAAUUGGUGAACGAUUGGGCGGCGAAUAAAAUCAUUUGAGAGGGCUCAUAUGUCAUGAAACUAAAAAUAAAUUAUCAACUCCUAUUGGCAACUAGUCUAUAAACUUUAUAAAAGUUUAAAAUUUUUCGAUAGUUUCAAAAUUAAUAAUGUUCGAAGUUAUAACUUGAUAGCAAUGGAUUGGAGCGUAGGACAAUAUACUCUAGCAUGAGAGAGUCCGAAAGUUGAAUCGAACGUGUUAUACGAUCAAUCUUAGCAAUAAUAAAAAAAUAAAUUUCGUACAGACUGCUUUAGUUCAUUUCUUUAUGUUUACCAGUUUCAGUUUUUUAAGUUUUGAAUGAAAUUAUGAUCUGCUCCGAAGAACAAUAAAGACUGUAUUUUAACAUAUUAUACUUGGUUUAUUAUUUGAACUAUGAUUUAUACUUAAUGGUACUUUUUCGAAGAUGUAAAUAAAAUAACGCAUACUAUGCUAUGUAUAAUUUUGUGACUGUAAUACAGUUAAACAUAGACAUAUAAAAGAAACAGGCUAAUGAAUAAUAUAGCAAGUAAAAUCAUUCGUACAAACUGCAAACAAAUUUAGUGUAAAUCCGAUACAAAGUAAAGUUGCAAUUAUGAAUAAAAACAGCUUUUGGGAGAAUAGAACCAUUAUAUCUGAA
Molecule: messenger RNA, 3349 nt
Organism: Wyeomyia smithii (pitcher-plant mosquito)
Lineage: Eukaryota; Metazoa; Arthropoda; Insecta; Diptera; Culicidae
Gene: nab
Product: NGFI-A-binding protein homolog
Exons: 7
Coding region: 713-2437 (574 amino acids)
Biological process (GO): negative regulation of DNA-templated transcription
Cellular component (GO): nucleus
Molecular function (GO): transcription factor binding; transcription coregulator activity
Source: RefSeq, a predicted model, not a curated record